This is a messenger RNA of Alternaria alternata, 3810 nucleotides long. RefSeq names its product von Willebrand and RING finger domain-containing protein. The transcript has 2 exons. The record is from RefSeq and is a predicted model, not a curated record. Lineage: Eukaryota; Fungi; Ascomycota; Dothideomycetes; Pleosporales; Pleosporaceae. Bases 173 to 3445 code for a protein of 1090 amino acids.
CCCAAGGACACCCUACACACGAACCUAUACCAGCUCGGACUGUUGGGCGACAAAUACCACAAACAAGACAAGAAAGCAAAGAAAAGUGUCGAGUUCAGUCCGGUCGUGGGCUCCAGCGAUAGUACUGCUCUCCCUACUACCAUUGUGACCUGUCUUGGAGCUCAGGCCGCUCAUGUCUUUCCUAGGACUCCGUCCCCAUUCGCGCAGUAGUCAUACGACGAAGCCCUUCACCUCGCAUAAUCAACGAUCCGACGCGACUCUUAGUUCACAGCCCCCUCCUCGCUCCGGCAGAGGCAUGGCAGGAGUAAUGGAUAUCGAGCGAACCCGGACGAGACGAGAGCGGACCUUCAUUGGGAGCGAAUGCUGUGUCUGUGAGGAGAACCUGGAGUACACAUUGCGGGGCGAACGGAUACUGCAACUCUCAUGUGGUCAUGUUUCCCACGAAGCGUGCUUCUAUGAGUACAUUCGCGAGUUCGAGUCGCAGCAUUGCCCCACGUGCGAUGCCACACUAGGCCUGGACACAAGCAGAGGUGGAAACGUUCUCGAUCUUGGUAGGCAGCCCUCCGAGACAGCGCUGGCUAGCCAUGCUGAUGUGCGCGCAGAGAAACUGUCGACCAUUGUGCGGUCAGUCCAAAACGAGCCGUCGCCAUCGCAAGCAGCUGAGAGUCACCGGAGCGCGGCCAACACGCCAACACCAUGGGACAACCAAACCGUGGCGUCAGAGCGACAGCACGACGACCACAUGACCACUGGUCGUUCUCGCAAUGGAAGCAACGCGUCGUCGGCGCGCUAUCCACCCACCACCCACACACGCCAACGAGACAGCAGCCACAGCCGUGAUCGUGGUUCCGAUAGGGGCGCGUCGCUAUCCAGGGCGCAUGGACGUAGUGAUUCUGGAGCGACGGGACUCGCUUCUUCCAACGACUAUGCCCCGACCCACGAUGGUCGGCGGCACGACUAUGACGUGCAAUCCAUGGAGACCAGCCUCAGCAGCCCACGUGGCCUACUCAAGAGCCCAAUUCCUGCGCCAAUAGUAACUGUCCGGAGUGAGUUUCCAACUCUUAGCAGAUCGCGGCAGCAACAAAGCCUGACGUGCCUGAUCACCGUCGAGGUGGUCGAGGGGAAAUGGCGUCCGAACCUGGAUGACAUGCCUCGUGCAUCGCCGCUACCUCCACUUGCAAGCGUUGCAGAGAGCGAUUACGAACGCAGCAAAUCGCCCGCCACGAGCAGGCCUACUGAACCUCAAUAUGAGCCGACUGAGGUGCUGGAUGAGAUAACUGAAGACCUCCAUGCCCGUGUCGACAAUUGGCACGGUCUUGACUUUUCGCGCUUCGGGAAGCUGCGACUACACGGUCACAUCCGCGUCGGCAAGGACCGACAGUCAUGGCAAGAGCUCGAGUGCUACCUCUUCUCCGAGAUGUUGAUCUGCGUAAAAGAGAAGAAGAUCGCGCCGCAACCACAAUGGGAUGGUGCAGCCCCGAUCAAGAAGACAAAGUGCACCCUCAAGGGUUCUAUCCUCAUCAAGAAGCACCUCAACCAGGUCGAGCACUCACCGGACAACUUCAUCCUAACCCUUAGCCUCUCUGUGGCGGAGCUGCCCGCUUUCCAUCUGCAGUUCCAGGAUCGUAGCCAAUUGGAGUUGUGGCGGCGCGCACUUAUGGACAUCCGCUUGGAUUUCCCCACCAGCAACCGCAUGGCAGAGUACGACCAGGACAACUCUGGAGCUGAGGAGGACGACUACCGUAGGCCUAAGCGGGUCUCAUCAAUCAACUCUUCCUACGGCGCCGCCAGGUCGACCAUGACAGCACCCACCGAAUACAGCGCCUCGCGUGGCGGUAUGACAGAGCCCCGUAUGUCUGCUUCAAUACACGUACCUGUUGACAUUGUCGUUGUCAUUCCAGUUUCGUCAUCGAUGCAGGGCUUGAAGAUCAACUUGCUCCGCGACACAUUACGUUUCUUAGUUUACAACCUGGGUGAGCGCGAUCGCAUGGGCCUUGUUACUUUCGGCUCCAGCGGUGGUGGUGUCCCCAUUGUUGGCAUGACUGGCAAGGCUUGGAGGGACUGGCCCAAAGUGCUUGACUCCAUACGUCCUGUAGGACAGAAGAGCCUGCGUGCCGACGUGGUCGAUGGAGCAAACGUAGCCAUGGACUUGCUCAUGCAGCGCAAGUCCAGUAACCCCCUCUCUAGCAUCUUGCUUAUCAGCGAUUCUUCCACUUCCGAUGCCGAGAGCGUUGAUUUUGUCAUCUCUCGCGCAGAGGCUGCCAAGGUUUCUAUUCAUUCGUUUGGUCUUGGGCUUACACAUAAACCGGACACCAUGAUUGAACUUUCUACGCGAACCAAGGCUUCGUAUACAUACGUGAAAGACUGGAUGAUGCUUCGCGAGUGUGCCGCGGGGUGCCUUGGUUCACUCCAAACUACCUCGCAUCAAAACGUAAAACUAAAAUUGCGACUACCAGAAGGCUCUCCUGCCAAGUUUGUUAAGAUUAGUGGUGCGCUACAGAUCACCAAACGAGCUACUGGACGUGACGCUGAAGCAGCACUGGGCGACUUGCGUUUUGGCGACAAGCGAGACAUCUUAGUCCAACUAGCCAUUGCACCGGAUACUGGCUCCCCAGAACAGCUUCCUCAGGACCCUUGGGAGUCGAUCGUGUCUGGUCUGGAGGCUCUCGGUGGGCCACUCGAUCAGGACGAGUCACGCACGCUCAGCGUCGAGGAAGUACCUCUGAUCCAGGCAGACCUCACGUACGGCGAUAUCCUAAGAGAAGGAUCUCUUUCACACCUGCCACGGCCAUCAUUACUGGCCAUUACUCUGCUACCUUCCGGGCCAAAGAAGAGCCCAACAGGAAGACCACCAACACCUCCUAUCCCACCACACCCUCAUGUUGUACAGCGACGCAUGGAGUUGCUCACAUCAGACAUGCUUACACGCGCAUUGACGCUUGUUUCGCGCGGCCAACACGAACGCGCACACCACCUCCUUAAGGAAACACGCAGUAUCCUGAAAGGACUUGGCAAGGGAGGUCUUCCACCACUACCUCCUCCUGGCCACCGACGUAACGAACCAUCAAGUGCAGCAGGCAGCACUGGGUCCGCGUCACCAACAACUCAUAGCGCUAGUGGUGAUUUACGUGCACGAACGCCCUCUCCCCACGCAGAUAGCCCGUUCACUCCUGCGGCAGGCAUUGACGUCAGGACUAUGUAUGCUCUUGACGCAGAACUUGAGUCCAGCCUCGAAUGGAUCAACCAUCCUGCGGUCUUCGGCAGAGAUUCGCGCAAAGCAGUACUACAAGCAAUAGGUGUCAUCUCAUCACAGCGCGCAUACACAUUCAGAUCGCCAUCCGAAUCGCUUUGGGCAGAGCGCAUUGCAGGCGUCAAGCGCCUGUCUGAGCGUGCGCGCGACUGGCGCGAAACCGGCGACCAGGAAGCAUUGAUGGAGGAGAACUAAUUUCGCACACGACCCUUCGAAGUCUUCGCAUUUGCUUGCAUAUACCCUGUAUCAUACCGCAUCCUUCUUUGGUAUUAUCUUUCCUUGCUUCUCUUCACGGCCACACUGUUCUUCGGCGAUUUCAUCACUAGGGCUACUUCUGGACUCUUCCCACUUUGGGCGGCUUCUUUCACUUUACAUAUCUUCUUGGGUUUAUGAUACCAAAACGGUCUACACUUUCUUGUGUUACGCGGAUUCCCCUUGGCUUGCAAAAGUAGGAACUGGGGCGUCGCCAUCAUCACAUCUAUGCUUUAGAGGAUACCACAGCUGCUUAGCGAUUGAUUAGCUACACCCACUUAGAUGCACGAAUAUCACAUCCUUGCCAU